This is a messenger RNA of Lobosporangium transversale, 903 nucleotides long. Its product is annotated as palmitoyl-protein thioesterase. Gene Ontology annotation, molecular function: palmitoyl hydrolase activity; thiolester hydrolase activity. Gene Ontology annotation, cellular component: lysosome. The record is from RefSeq and is a predicted model, not a curated record. The coding region runs from base 1 to 903 and encodes 300 amino acids. Lineage: Eukaryota; Fungi; Mortierellomycota; Mortierellomycetes; Mortierellales; Mortierellaceae. The transcript is spliced from 3 exons.
AUGCGUUCGCUCGUAUUUACUCUUGCACUCUCAGUUUCUGUUGCGCUCGUUGAUGUCGCAAUAACGGUCUUGGCUGCUCCCACUCCUACUUCUGAUAGUCCUAUAAAGAAAUCUGGACCUCGUCCUGUGGUGUUUUACCAUGGCAUGGGUGACUCUGCACACUCCAAGGGCAUGCUCCAACUGUUUGACUCUAUCCGUGCACUCGCUCCUGAAAUCUUUAUCCACAGUGUAUCUCUUGCUUCAUCCGAGGCAGAUGACCAACGUGCAGGCUUCUUUGGCAAUGUGAAUCUUCAGAUAGAACAAGUCUGUCGACAACUCAAAGAUCUUCCAGACCUCAAAGAUGGGUUUAAUGCUGUCGGGUUUUCUCAAGGAGGACAAUUUUUACGUGCCUAUAUUCAACGUUGUAAUGAUCCUCCGGUCCAUAACUUGAUCACAGUAGGGUCACAACAUGGCGGGGUCGUUGAUAUCCCUGGAUGUCUUUCUCCAGAUCCCUCUUGUCGUCUGAUGCGUUCCAUUGCCAGAGGUGGUGUCUAUAACGGAUACGUAAGAGAACGUAUCGUCCAGGCACAAUAUUUCAAGGACCCACACAAUCUGCAAACCUACCUUGAAAGAAACAUCUUCCUUCCAGACAUCAAUAACGAAUUAGAAUCCAAGAAUGCUACCUACAAAAAUAAACUCACCAGUAUCAACAAAUUGGUUAUGUUUAUGUUCCUCCAGGACAUUACUGUCAAACCCAAAGAGACCGCUUGGUUUGGUUUCCAAGACGAAAAUGGCGAGAUUAUAGACCUAAAAGAUCAAGAUCAAUAUAAACAAGACUGGUUAGGUCUCAAGACCAUGGACCGAGCCGGAAAACUUGUGUUCGACGUCAUGGAAGGCGAACAUGUAGGUUACUAUCUGCCUUAG